AAACUAGAAAGGCGACAAGAGGGACGGAAAACAACACGUAUGGAAAUAUGUGGAUAAGCAGAAGCAAGAACUUUACUAAGUUGUGUACGGAUAUGUAGACCAUGAUGUCCAGUGAAAGGAAGGCAAAAGUAGACAAUUUUCUUGGAACAUGUAUUGACCUUGUCCUUGGUGUUAUAAAUCCUGUCAAGAAAUGUCUUAAUGCAACUAUCUAUAAGUGCUUUAGGAUAACCAUUAGAAGAAAAGGUUUUCUUAAAAUUUUCCAUUUCAGACUGGAAAGAUAUGUAAGAAGAACAAAUAUUGAAAUAUCGAGAUAUAAGAGAGAAGACCUUUUUUGUACAUCAUUGGAAUAAAGCUAUCAAAGUUUGUGAAUAAGCCAGUUGAAGUGCAUUUGUGAUGGACAGAGGUCGUGAAUGAGCCGUUUGAACGCAUUACGUUAACAUCAAGAAAAGGGAGUGAAGAAUUGUUUUCAAGCUCAUGUGUGAAUUGAAUAUUCGAAUGUUUGGAAUUGAGAUAAGAGAGGAAGGGAAGCACAUGAUCACGAGAUUGAAAGAUCAGAAAACAAUCAUCGACAUAACGACGAUAAAACAAAGGUUUAAAGUUAGAAGGGCAGUCAGUUUCAUGGAAUGAUAGAAAGAUGUUAGCAAACAGUGGACCAAGUGGUGAACCCAUUGCAACACCAUCAACCUGCUUAUAAAGAACACCAUCAGAUAGAAAAUGACAAUUCUUUACAGAUAAGUUAAGAAGUCGAGUGAAUUGAUCAACUGUGAAACCGUGAAAGCGUGAGGUAUUAUAGAAAUACUUAUUAACAAUUAUACUAAUAGUCUCAUCUAGUGGUAUGUUAGUAAAAAGUGACUUAACAUCAAAGCUAGCCAUUACAACAUUAUUAGUAUUAAUCUGCAGCUCACGUAAUUCCUUAACAAACAUAAAUGUAUCAGAAAUAGUGUAAGAAUUAGUGGAAAAAGGACGGAGAAGUGGUACAAGAAACUUAGCAAGUUUGUAAGCAUGAGUUCCUAUAGCAGAGAUAAUAGGCCUUAAAGGAAAAUUAGGUUUAUGAACUUUAGGUAAACCAUAUAGAAUACCUGGCCGAGAGCCAAUGGGCGUAAGUUCAUCAUGCUGUUGUUCAGAUAUAAGUUCUUCAUUCUUGAGUUCAUUAAGGAGUUUACGAACUUUGUCUUCACGUUUUACAGUUUCUUUAUAUAUAUUAGAUUUCUGCAUUUUUAACUGUUCGAAUUUAGUGUUAUCCUUAAGAAUGUCAAACAUUCUAGAUUUGUAGUCGCUGCGGUUAAUGAUAACAAUCCCAUUUCCUUUAUCCGGUUUUAUCAAGUAUAUAUCCUUGUCAUUCUGGAGUGAUUUAAUUGUUUUAAGUUCGUCAUCCGAGAAGAUAGAGUUAGGAGGAAUGUAGGUUUUAUAGCCCGUCAACGCAUAUGACCCAACUGUCUUGAGCGGCGGUUGUGUGCUUGAGAGCUCUGAUUAUUUUAUUUUUGAGCUCAAACGUUAUUAUAUACAUAAUGCCUGAUACAAUAACAUCUCUAAAGAAAGAAAACGAUGCUCUUAAACGAGAAAUUGAAUCUUUAAAGAUGAAUUUUGGCAAACUACAAGAAAUGAUGGAAUGCCAUGAAGAACCAGUGAAGCAAGACGGCCCGAGUAAAAUUUUGCAAACUCAAAUCCACACAUUACAAACUAGCCUUCAGUUUCUAAGUGAUAAAUACGAUUCUGAGAGUACUUCUAAAGCUGAAAUGAAAAAGGAAAUGAACAAACUAAGCUUAAAAUUGGCAGAAAUAGCCAAUCAAAGUCGACCACGUUGGCGAUGCGCUUGAGCAACUUCAGGAAUAUAGUUAUCAGUAUAACAUUAAAAUUCUUGGCCUUUCAGAGCGAAGCGAAAGGGAAUCGGCAAUUGAAACCAGCUCAAUGUGUGUAGAUCUUUUUAAAUCGAUCGGAGCUGAUGUAAACCUUAGCGACAUUGAUAUCGCUCAUCGUGUCCCCAGUAGAAGACAAGAUGGCAAACCGCGUCCGAUAAUCUGCAAAUUUGCUCGUCGAAUUGCAAAAGAGAUUGUGAUGAAUCGACGAAGCGAAACCUCUAAAGUCAACUCAUCCGUACAAAUGUUCGACCAUUUAACUCCGAAAAAUCAGCAAAUUUUAUUCGAAGCGAGAUCAUUUAAAGAAAGAAACGAUUAUCAAUUUUGCUGGACAAAGAACUCUGUUGUUUAUUUAAGAAAAAAUCCUUCCUCCCGCGCUAUCAGAAUAAAAGAUGUUGAAGAUCUUCAGAGAUUAAACGAGUGA
Molecule: messenger RNA, 2280 nt
Organism: Paramuricea clavata
Lineage: Eukaryota; Metazoa; Cnidaria; Anthozoa; Malacalcyonacea; Plexauridae
Source: the annotation of a GenBank genome assembly